CCGACCCUUUGCUUUCUGCCUCUCUCAACUCUCUUUCUCCCCCCAAACUAAAAUCUCUCCCCAAAUCCCUAAAGCUAAAUACAUUCUCUCAGCUUGCUGCUGCCGCUGUCUCUCUUCUUGCUUGUGUGCGGUGUGCGUGUAUCAUGACUGACUGUUGUGUAAGCUCCCUCCUCUCCUUGUGCGGUGGGUUGUGUGUAUUGUGUGCCGUAUCGUGCUCUCUGGUUACUGCAGUCUCUCUUCCUCCAUCGAAGACCUUCGAAAUAGUUCUUUGUAUGGUGGUUCAAGUGUGUACAAUGGAGGAAUUGCAUUAAAUAUUGUAUUCUUGUCAAUUUUUGAAGUCCUUCCACUGGACAAAGCCACAAGCGCAGCAACAAGACCAGCAUUUCCUACAAUCGUUGGCUUAGUGUAAUUGUAGUUGGAACGGAUAUCUUGGAAACUAUCAUGCUGGUCAGGGCCGCCAACCAUGGCUCCAACAAUAGUAUUUGGAUUUGGUCUUCUACUGUCUCUCCAUUUCCAACCUCCUUUGCAACCAUGUUGUAUGGAAUUGAAUUUGUUGACAGUGAGAUUUAUUAACUUGGCUCAUUGCUUAUAAAUAUUAGUAAAUUUGAAUGCAUGCAGAAUUCUAUAGCUUUUACAAGCCUUGUCAUCGCUGCCAUCCCAACAUUCUAUAUUACUUGCUGCCAGACUAGGAGAAAACUUGGUUAUAUAUAAUUCCAAUGCUAAAGGUCAAUAAUGAAGUCAAAUUUAGAAAUGUGGUUAAUUGGUCUUUUCCCUGAUUUUUCCUGUGUAAGAUCUUUGAAGCUGAGGUAGAAGCAGUGAAUGAUCACUUCUGCACCAAUAUUUCCUCUGUCAGUAAUUUAUUGCAGCAUCAAAGAUAGGUGCUGACGUAUUGUGGCCUGAAAUGGAAGACUAGUUGCAAUCUAAAUUUCACAAGGGAAUAAGGAUAAUGCUUUCUUUGUUAACAUUGAGCAGAUGUAAUCAACUCUUUCAAAUCACUCGCAGGCGACCUCAUUUUCUUUUCCUUAUUGCUUGUAAAUUAUCCAGCUUGACUGAAGUUGAAAGAAUUACCAAAAUCAUCAACGAUAAUUGCUUUCCUGAUGAACCGUUACACCCCACCCUCUUGAAGCAUCUCUCUCCGGGGUCUCUCUCUACGGUCUUUGUUGAGAAUGUUCUUGGCCGCCUUUUUGCAGCUCAUUCCAAUGGCCUCAAAGCCUUGGAGUUCUUCAGGUUUUCCCUACAUCAUUCCCAUUUUAUUCCGAGUUCAUUUGCCUUUGAAGUGACUCUCCACAUCCUUACACGGAUGCGGUAUUUUGAGAAAGCUUGGGAGUUUAUGGUGGAAAUUGGAAAAACACACCCUUCCUUGCUUACCCUUAAGUCAAUGAGCAUCAUGCUAUCAAAAAUUGCCAAGUUUCAAUCCUAUGAAGACACUCUUGAAGCAUUUGAUAGGAUGGAGAAAGAGGUUUUUGUCGGGAAGACUUUUGGCACUGAAGAGUUCAAUGUUCUCCUUCGAGCAUUUUGCACUCAAAGGGAGGUGAAAGAGGCACGUUCAGUGUUUCAAAAGAUGCAUGAUCGAUUUAAUCCAAAUGCCAAGACCAUGAAUAUCUUGCUUUUGGGAUUUAAGGAAUCAGGAGAUGUUACUGCAAUGGAGCUUUUUUACCAUGAGAUUCUUCGAAGAGGCUUUAAGCCAACCACUCUAACUUAUAAUAUUCGGAUUGAUGCUUACUGUAAGAAAGGUUAUUUUGGUGAUGGUUUAAGAAUCUUUGAAGAAAUGGAACGGAUUAAUUGCCUGCCUACAUUGGAAGCGAUCACUACUUUGAUUCAUGGAGCUGGGGUUGCUCGAAAUGCAAUCAAGGCCAGGCAAUUAUUUGAUGAAAUUUGCAGGAGAAACUUGCAGCCUGAUACUGGGGCUUAUAAUGCUUUGAUCAGCUCACUCAUUAAAUGUAGAGAAUUGAAGUCUGCCAUGAGUUUGAUGGAUGAGAUGGAAGAGAAGCAUAUUGGUCAUGAUGGUGUGACCUAUCAUACAAUUUUCUUGGGAUUGCUGAAACAGAAUGACACUGAGGGCGUUUAUGAGCUUUACCACAAGAUGAUCGGCAGGAAAUUUGUUCCGAAAACUCAGACUAUGGUCAUGUUGAUGAAAUUCUUUUGUGUAAAUGGCCAGGUUGAUUUGGGAUUGGAUUUUUGGCAAUACUUGUUGGAGAAGGGAUAUUGUCCCCAUGGUCAUGCAUUGGAUCUGUUAGUUACAGCAUUGUGCUCGCGGGGGAGGUUGCAAGAAGCAUUUGAGUGCUCGAAACAAUUUUUGGAGAGAGGAAUGCGUUUGAGUGAAGUUGUAUAUCGGAUGUUGGAGAGAUUUUUACAGCAAUCUGAUAACACAGACAAGCUGAGGGAGAUCAAUGAAAUGAUAAAGAAAUUACAAUCUGUUUUGCCCCCAUCAAAGGGACAUGCUUUUGCUUAUUCUUCCUCCAUUGCUAUAGCGUAGCAUUUUCUGUUUUUAAAUGUUCUUUAUAACUUUAUCUGAACUGCAUCAGGCAUUUUUGAGUUUGUUUUUCUUCACUUCUUUACUGGACAGAAAUUGGAGAGCUUUGGUUAGUUCA
Messenger RNA from Hevea brasiliensis (rubber tree), 2591 nucleotides. Its product is annotated as pentatricopeptide repeat-containing protein At3g61360. The transcript has 5 exons. Gene Ontology annotation, molecular function: protein binding. Lineage: Eukaryota; Viridiplantae; Streptophyta; Magnoliopsida; Malpighiales; Euphorbiaceae. The record is from RefSeq and is a predicted model, not a curated record. Bases 947 to 2476 code for a protein of 509 amino acids.